This is a messenger RNA of Myxocyprinus asiaticus (Chinese sucker), 1602 nucleotides long. Its product is annotated as ALK and LTK ligand 1. Gene Ontology annotation, molecular function: receptor signaling protein tyrosine kinase activator activity; receptor tyrosine kinase binding. Lineage: Eukaryota; Metazoa; Chordata; Actinopteri; Cypriniformes; Catostomidae. The coding region runs from base 578 to 1048 and encodes 156 amino acids. The transcript has 6 exons. The record is from RefSeq and is a predicted model, not a curated record. Gene Ontology annotation, biological process: positive regulation of ERK1 and ERK2 cascade; positive regulation of ERK5 cascade.
UGCGCGCUUAGGGCAGUCACAAGACCCGACCAUCCAUGAAAAAAAACAUCCAGACGUUAUUUUUAUAGCUUAGCUACAUUUAAGCAAGUGCUUGAGUAUAUAGGUAUCUGAAGUAGCCCGUCAUUUCCUUUGAGGGACAAAUGGUGCAAUGGAUAUCUCCAGGAACAUUUACGCAUCUGAAUCUCUGCCAGCUUUGAUCCUUUAAAACAAGAAGAGAGAAGAGUUUUGAGGCACACUUUUUAGUUAUCUUUUAACUUAUCUGUGAUGACUUUGAAACGAAAGGAGGGGCGACUGUCAAAGGAACUGACCACGAGUUGAAAAAAAAAAAAAAAAAAAACUAAGAGAAAGAUGUCUACAUUGCUUGCCACCCACCCGAAAUCGAUUGAAUUACAUUCAAGAAGCUUCGCACUUGACGUAUAAAAACAAGACGCAUGUUCUCAAGAAAGAGGCGAGACAACGGGAUCUUUUUCACGCGUGACAUCAGGAAUUGUUGGAAGAUAUAUUUUUCUCUGACAACUUUGCGUUCACAGCAUUUAAGGUAGAAGCACUCACCAAUAUAUAAUCACGCUGGAAAGCCAUGCGGGCUGAGAAGAGAUGGCACAUAUUAUUGAGUAUGAUCAUUUUGCUCAUCACCUCCAGCCAGUGCAUGGACAGCAAGGAGGUAAAGCAGAAGGAAAGACAAACUCUGCUUAAUCUAAUCCUGCAAGUGAUCGGGGACAACCAGCGGGACAAGCCUGCAUCCAGACGCAUUACCAGUGGCCUCUACUCUGCAUCUCAAGAUGUGAAGUUUACUUCACGUGAAAAGACUGCACAUUUGUCCAAGGCGGACAGCCGCAGACCAAUAGAGAUUGUCCCAAGAGACAUAAGAAUGAAAGACAAAUUUAUAGAACAUUUUACAGCAGGACCAGUCAAGUUUCCAUCUGAAUGCAGAACACAUUUCAGUAGGAUUUAUUACAACACAAGGGAUUGCUCCCAACCAACAUAUUAUAAAAGAUGUGCACGAUUGCUAACAAGACUAGCUAUGAGUCCCCUUUGCACACAGUCAUAGAAACUGCAUGUCCUGAGGAUAUAAAAGAAGAAACUCCAGAGAUGUCAGAGUAAAUAUUUUUCCAAGGAAGUGCCUUCGAAUCAUUGCAGUUAACUGUCAUUUUGUUUUUAUUUACUGUCAUUUUCAUUUCACAGCAUCUUAAUUGAACAAAAUACAAUCUUUUUGCUUUUUAUCAGAAUUUGUUUGUGUUAAAAUGCUCUUUAAAAUAUAGUUUUGUUUAAAAGCUUUGCUUUUUAUAAAUUAUGUGUUCUAAAGAAAGUAUUAUUUAAUGUUGCAGUCAGUUAUUUAUUAAAAUGAUGUGUAAAUAUUCUGUCCUGCUCACAAGAGAGGGUAUUUGGAUAUGAUCAUUAAGCCAUCCUUACUCUUAAAUAUAUUUCUGUUUCAAAUGUAUUAUUCUAAAUGUAAAUUUAAAUAUAUAAUUUCAUCCUUUACACUUUUUAUUUAUGUACAAAACUUAGGAAUCAUUGACUAAGUUGCUGGCCAUGCUGUCAUUUCCAUUAUAUUUAACGUUGGCACUUAUAGAAAUUCCUAUAUUAUGAAUUAUUUGAAAUCAU